AAAAAAAAAAACACGAACAAGACAGUGAAUACCGGAAGAACAGAAUUGUAGAAACACAAACCCUAAAGAACAGUAGAAGCAGAAAAAUGGAUAUUGGAAAAGUAGGUGAGCUGAAAGAAUUCAUAGAAGCAUGCAAGUCAAAUCCUUCUCUUCUUCACACUCCUUCCCUUUCAUUCUUCAAAACUUAUCUUCUCAGUUUGGGUGCCAAUAUCCCUCCACAACCCAAAACGGAACCUGUUGUUGUUGAUGAUCAUGACAUUAUAGAAUCUGAUAUUGAAUUGGAUAACACUGAUCUUGUUAAACCUGAUAAUGACCCUCCUCAAAAGAUGGGAAAUCCUUCUGCUCAAGUAACGGAAGAUCAGAGAGAUGCUGCUCAACUCGCAAAGUCAAAAGCACUUGAUGCUUUAUCACAAGGCUAUUUUGAUCAAGCCCUAGAUUUACUCACAGAAGCCAUUUUGUUGAAUCCGCAUUCCGCCAUACUUUAUGCCACUAGAGCUAGUGUGUUUAUUAAGUUGAAGAAACCAAAUGCUGCUAUUCGUGAUGCUGACACUGCCUUGAAGAUUAAUCCUGACUCGGCGAAAGGGUAUAAAAUACGGGGAUUGUCAAGGGCUAUGUUGGGACUCUGGAGAGAAGCACUCAGUGAUCUUCAUGUGGCUUCAAAGAUAGACUAUGACGAAGAGAUUGGUGUGGCACUUAAAAAGGUUGAGCCUAAUGUCCACAAAAUUGAGGAGCAUAGGAGAAAAUAUGAACGCUUACGGAAGCAGAAGGAGCAGAAAAAAGCUCAACCCAAGAAGCAACCACAAGAUGAAGCUCAAGAUAAAGACGCAUUCUCUGCUUUAAAAGAUGGGAAAGUGAUUGGUAUUCACUCUGUUGGUGAACUGGAAACAAAGUUGAACGCUGCAACAAAGACAUCUCGGUUGGCAAUCCUGUACUUUACUGCAACAUGGUGUGGUCCUUGUCGCCACAUUUCACCACUUUAUACAAGCUUGGCUGAGAAGUAUCGGAGAGUGGUUUUUUUAAAAGUUGAUAUAGAUGAAGCAGUGGAUGUUGCUGCACGCUGGAAGAUUAGCAGCGUUCCAACAUUUUUCUUUGUAAAAAAUGGCAAAGAGGUCGACAGUGUGGUGGGGGCUGACAAAAAUACACUUGAAAGGAAGAUUGCUCAACAUGCCGACCCUCUUUAAGUUCUUACCUUAGUACACUAUGAUGCUAUAUCGUUUCCAUGCCGUCUCUUCUGUUUACAUGCCCAUAGCGUCUUACAAAAUUGAGAGUUUCACAUAUGUUUGAUAUUUCUUUUCGAUACUGGUUUAACAACUGUAAUAAUGGAAAAAUAUAUAUAUUACGCAUGAGAUGGUUACUUAUUUUGAGAGUUGUUGAAUUAUAAUGUUUAGUUUUAUUUGGUCUUUUUUUAGA
Lathyrus oleraceus (garden pea) is the source of this 1410-nucleotide messenger RNA. Its product is annotated as TPR repeat-containing thioredoxin TDX. The transcript has 9 exons. Gene Ontology annotation, cellular component: histone deacetylase complex. Gene Ontology annotation, molecular function: protein dimerization activity; Hsp70 protein binding. The coding region runs from base 87 to 1181 and encodes 364 amino acids. NCBI's taxonomy places the organism in Eukaryota, Viridiplantae, Streptophyta, Magnoliopsida, Fabales, Fabaceae. The record is from RefSeq and is a predicted model, not a curated record.